AUGCCUCAUGGUGAAGUAUUUGUACCUGGCAGUGAUUCAACACAUUUUUGUAAACCAACUGAUGUUGCUGAUGGAUAUUGUAAUUCCCGUAUUGUUAAACUUGAUUUAAAAGGAAAAUUUGUAAAAGAAUAUACAAUGCCUGAUGAAGAAAAACAAGUUUCAAUUCCGCAUAAAUUGUUUGUUUUGAUGAUGGAGAAACAAAUGAAAACAGUUUAUGCUAUUACUUAUGAUGCAAAUAAACAUCGUCUUUAUGCAGUUAGUGGUAGAAAUAAAAAAAAUCGAGCAGUUGGUUUUACAUUUGAUGCUCAUCCAGAAUCGUUUGGUGAUUUGAUUGCUACUUGGGAACCAAAUGAAGUUCGUAUUUGUUUAGAAAUUUGGUGA
This is a messenger RNA of Adineta steineri, 381 nucleotides long. NCBI's taxonomy places the organism in Eukaryota, Metazoa, Rotifera, Eurotatoria, Adinetida, Adinetidae. The record is from the annotation of a GenBank genome assembly.